UGUGACGCAGAGGGUUUCAAGCAGAUUAAGCAGGCAGAGACACCACUCGUCUGGGGCUCUGUCUGAGUGGUUUUUUUUGGUUAGUAGCAGAAAUUGCCCUGCACGUAACCUUGGUCCAGUUGCGCUGGGAAGCCGUGCUGUGUGUUGGGUGUUUGCUGUGCUGUGCUGCAGGAUGUCCUUGCUCUCACCUGGGGACGAAGACGAGCCGGAGCGCUUUGAUGGUCUCUCCCUGCUGUACUGGACAAUUAUGGGCCCUCAUGGAAUCAAUCGAGCUGUUCACCGCAUUUCUUUUUCUGAUUGUCAGAAUGGAUUAGGAGUUAAAAUAAUUGGGGGUUACCGGGCACAAACAGCAGAAGAUUAUGGGAUUUUCAUAAAGAGAAUCCUGCCUGGAGGGGUUGCUGCUUCAGAUAGCCGUUUGCUUACGGGAGAUCUCAUUUUGGAUGUCAAUGGAGAAAACUUAAGUGGAGUAACCAAUGAAAGGGCUGUUGACAUCUUGCGAACAGCUUCUGCAUCUAAUCACAUGUCUCUGCUGGUUGCCAGAGAUGAAGAAGCAAAGAAGGAAUUCCUUGACCUGAUGGAUAAGUACGGCUCUCACAGUGACACCCAUUCUGCAAGAAGUUCUCCAACACAGCUAUUAGCUGGAAAACCUGCGGAUAGCCUUUCUUCUGGAUCAUCCUCAAGGUCACAGAGUCCUCAGUUGCCUCCAGAGGACAUUAUCACCACUGUCAGCAGGAAGAAUUCUGUACCAGCAGCAUCGCCAAAGAUUGCAAAGGAUAGUGCAUUUCAGAUCAUCUCUGUUUGCAAAGGAGCGAGCCUUGGUUUGGAUAUUGUUGGAGGAAUUGACAGAAAUGAAGGGCCUUUGGUAUACAUCCAAGAAAUCAUCCCUGGUGGUGACUGUCAUAAGGAUGGACGACUGCAGCCUGGAGAUCAGCUUGUCUCCAUCAAUAAGGAGUCCAUGAUUGGUGUGUCCCAUGAAGAAGCAAGAAGUAUCAUUGACAGAGCCAGGACCAGGUUUGAAAGUUUUUGCGAGAUAGCUUUUAUAAGACAAAGAAAUGUUCCCAGUUACUCAGAGAAUCUGCAACGUCCCUCCAGUCUUGUACCACCUCCUGCAGUCUUUGUUGGACCGCAGGCUGCAGGCCCCAGGUCUGUGGCAUCUCCUAGCACAAAGCUUGUUUCAGCUCUCCUUCCUAAUGCUAUGGAAACUAGAGUCAAAAUGGAAGAGCAGUCUCCAAUUACUUCUGCAGAGAGCAGUCCUGCUGAUGGAUCUGUUCAUGUCAUUGCCCCCAGUCAGAGCAAUGGUUACAAGCUGCCAGGAAGGAAGGCUUUCUUGAACUCUAAUAUUCGUCUCAAAGCAGAAAAGCUGGAGAAGGCAUUGAAUUAUCUCGGGAUUCAGCCCUCGGCUGAACAGCAGCAAGCCCUAAGGCAGCAACUUCAGAAAGAUUCUAAAGGAACUGUGUCUUUUGGAGAUUUCAUUGAAGUUUCAAGGAAUCUGUUCUCUGUGCAGUCGGAUGCAACAGAUGGUGGCCAAAAGCCUGUGAUGAUUGGGAUUGAUGGAAUUGCCAGUUUGUUAGAUUCACAGUUGGUAACCUGGGAUUCUCUGGAGAAUGAUGUGGAAAAGCUGAAGAAGGAAAGAAAUGAAGCUUUAAAAGAAAUGAGCAAAUUAAAGGAGGAAUUGUCAGAAUCUCUGAAUUUCCAGAAGCAGUUAACAGAGGAGCUGCAAGUGGUCAAGCAGGAAGCCAAGGCAGCUGUAGAGGAGACCAGAGCCCUGCGAAGCAGGAUUCAUCUUGCAGAAGCUGCACAGAGACAGGCGCGCGGGAUGGAGAUGGACUAUGAAGAAGUGAUUCGCCUAUUAGAAGCUGAAAUAGUGGAGCUGAAGGCUCAGCUCUCUGAUCACUGUGGCCAAAAUAAAGAUAACAUCCAAGAUUUGAGAAAGAGGGUGACUGUUCUGGACUGUCAGCUGCGGAAAUCGGAGUCGGCAAGGAAGAGCUUUGAGGUGGCUACUGAAAAACUGCUACAGUUCGUGGAGGUUGUGCACGAAAUGCUCUCGGAAAACUCUCCUUCCUCAGCUGUUCUAAGUGACAGAAGGACAAUGUUGUCUUCUAAAGCACUUCUUGCCCGGCUGGGGAGGAUUGGACCAACUGUUACCACAGCUCUUGCAGCAGAAGCCAGAGACCUUGCCAAGUCUGUCCGUGCCAUUCUGGAAGUGAACUGUCUACCUUAUGGAUGGGAAGAAGCCUAUACAGCAGAUGGAAUCAAGUACUUCAUCAACCACGUGACACAGACAACAUCGUGGAUCCAUCCUGUAACAAGCGCACUGAGCUUGCUCUGCUCUGAGGAUGAUGACGAUGGAAUAAGAGAGACUCCGGGAUCCAAGAGCCACUGAGGGCAUCUGCUGACUGAAAGUAAUUUGUCUGAUUUCUGAACAUUAGAUAGAAGUAGCAAACAAUUUAUUCUAAUGUUCUCUAGUCUAACAUAGUAGUACCCAAUAACACCUCUCCCCAUGAAGUCUGAGGGAGUUCUGCUCUUUAUUUAUCUGGCUUUAUUCUUGGGUGCCUCAAAAGAUGCAGGCACUGCAGAAGUCUCUCUUAGUCCGUAACUUCCCCAGCUGUGUAGGGAUCAGCUGUGUAUCUUAGGACCCGAUUCAUAUGCAAGGUCUGCUUUUUUUUUAAGACCAGCACUAGUGAGUGUAAUGCAGAUGGAUGCCUUUUGUGUAACUACUGAAUGAUCUUAUUUUUAUAGAAGAAAUUUGUGAAUGAGUUUUGCUAACAGAAAUUCGGCAGUUAAAAAUUACAAGUAUUGCAGCCCUGAUUAUUUUUAAGGUCGGGCUUUAGGAAAAUGAAUCUUGGAUAAGUUAUCAAACAAAAAGAAGCAGUUUUGGUAGAGGACACCAUACUUGGUUAACAAUAUGUGGCACGAAAGAAAAUUAUUCUCCUUCUGUACUCUGCUAAAGCGAUACAUACGUGCAUCAAAUACUUCAGUAGAAGCUGUGAAGUUUCAAGUACAAUGAAACCUGUGAAACCACCUCCAGGAUCAGCAGAAAUCAGUCAUCUCCUCAAAAUUGGUCUUCAAGUAGAACAAAAUCAUUUUGUAAACACUUGGUGAUGAUUUAAAGAGGAUGAACAAAAUGAUGGGGUGCUACUGCGAUCUAAAUGAACAGGUUUCACUGCACCUCAAUAGCACAAGAUAUUUUACAUCUCAUUAUUCACGUGAGAUAUGAUGCCAGCUUUACAAAUAUAUGAUUCAAUGCUAUAUUUUUCUAGAGACUUUGUGUAUGUAUUUUAUAUAUAUAUGUAUAUGGUAGGUGUUGACUAAUGAACAUUGAGAGUGAUGAGGAGGGAGAAACUGCUACCAGUAUUCACUGACCACUGAAAAUGACUGAAAUCCAGGGCACAAAACUAUAGCCUUAGAAGUAAUUUGGAUGCUUUAUGACAGAAGCUUUCACUUCAUACUUCCAUGAUAGUCAGAUUGCAUACAGACUUCAGUUUUCCAGUUCUGCUCCAGAGAGGCUGAAUCUCCACUUGACCCUCACAGUCUUGAUUUAUUCUGCUAGUGGCUUUCUGACAGCUAGCUGAGUGUUCUUCACAGGAGAAGCUAUUUAGGGGCAGAGACUAUGGAUCAGGCAGACUUCAUCAGAAGAGGCUUUAUAGAGACCUAGCAGCAAUUUAAAACUGUCCUCGUGUUGGAUCAGCUGGAGGAGGACAGCAGUGUACAUACUGCUUGCCCUUCCUGAAGAGCUGGUAAUGAUCUCUUGCUCUAAGAACGCAGCACACAGCUUGCUGUGCACGAGAGGGGAAGAAAUCAAGGCACGAUGCCGGUGUUCUGCCAGCUCUGCUUACUGUCUCCACCCCCAGAUGAGAACAUUUCAGAAACAUGAAGACCGUUUCUUUUCUCUUAUUAAUUUGCCUAGAAAUUAAAGUCAUUAGAAAUAGAUCUCUACAUCUAUCUAGCUUUUUCUCUGGUAAGCAUUACCUCUUCAGAUAAUCCACUAGUUCAGCUGCUCUGCUGUUGAGGCUACAUUUUCAUACCUACAAUUUCCAAAUGUUCUAAUCUAUUUUUGUAUGCUGGCAUGCUUGUUUCCUAGGAUAUUUCUCUGUAUCUCCCCUUGUCUCUUCCUUUCUGUGAAGUAUUUUGUGAAAUUAUUUUGAUUAAACUGAACUAUGUAUAUUGAGAAAACGGUUCUAGGAUAACUUUAGAAGAAUUUGUAAAGAACAGUUGUCAAAAUAAACAGCACUGUAAACAUUG
Coturnix japonica (Japanese quail) is the source of this 4242-nucleotide messenger RNA. RefSeq names its product syntaxin binding protein 4 (gene STXBP4). Gene Ontology annotation, cellular component: cytoplasmic vesicle. The record is from RefSeq and is a predicted model, not a curated record. Gene Ontology annotation, biological process: regulation of insulin secretion involved in cellular response to glucose stimulus; insulin receptor signaling pathway. NCBI's taxonomy places the organism in Eukaryota, Metazoa, Chordata, Aves, Galliformes, Phasianidae. Gene Ontology annotation, molecular function: syntaxin binding.